Molecule: messenger RNA, 588 nt
Organism: Didymodactylos carnosus
Lineage: Eukaryota; Metazoa; Rotifera; Eurotatoria; Philodinida; Philodinidae
Source: the annotation of a GenBank genome assembly
AUGAAAGACACCGACUUUGAUGAUGAGUCAUUAGAAACAUUAAAACGUUAUAAACCUCGUAGUUUGGAUGAACUGGAAAAACGAACAAAAUUUACUAAGAAAGAAAUUCAAUUAAUCUAUCAAGGUUUUAAACAGGAAUGUCCCACAGGAAUAGUGAACGAAGAAACAUUUAAACAUAUUUAUGCACAAUUUUUUCCUCAUGCUGAUAGUUCAAAUUAUGCACAUCUUGUUUUUGCAACAUUCGAUUUAAGAAGUUCUGGUAUAGUCACAUUUGAGGAUUUUCUAAUUUGUUUAUCAACAUUGUGUCGUGGCUCAAUCGAAGAUCGUUUAAGAUGGGUAUUUACAUUAUACGAUACGAAAAAAAGUGGACGAAUAACCCGAGAAGAUUUACAUCAAAUAGUUUGUGCCAUUUACAGUUUACUUGGCACUUGCUCGACUCCACGAUACGAUGAUGACACAACCCGUGAGCAUACAGCGGAUGUUUUUAAGAAAUUUGAUGUAGGUCAAGGAUUUAUCACAAUUCAAGAGUUUAUGAAUACUUGUCUCAACUUUAAAUAUGGACGGUAUCCCGGAAAAAUUGCAGAAUAG